GCUAUCCAUCACAAUGCCUGAGGUGGACUUUGACGCAGUGUUUGAUGCCCUGGACCUCUCCCGUCAAGGCUACCUCCUACCUGACCAACUUCAGGAGUUCUACCUGGCCCUGUACUAUGAACAGGUGGACAUCAGACAUGCGCAGGCAGCUGUAUCACAGAUAUGCGGGACUACCGCACAGGGCAGGUGCAGCAAGAAACACUUCGUCGACGUCCUCAUGGAACUCGAUCGCAGAAAAUGCCUAGAAGAAAAGGUCUACUGGGACUUCCAGGCGCUAGACAGGGACGGGAGUCACCGACUCCGUCCCAACGACGCGCUGCUUCUCUUCCGAGCGACCCACGGCGAGAAGUUCUCGUUCCGGAUGUGGAAUGAGUUUGUGGCGUCCCGCGUGGAUCCGGAGGACGACGUCUGUUUUGAUGAGAUGAAGAUGUGGCUGUGCAUGCUGCCGGAGGAGGGAGACCCUUGUGGGGAGGAGGAGGCACAGAAAGAGGAGGAAGAGCUAGUCAACAAGAGGACACAGAUGGACUGGGAGGAGCGGGAGGAACUCCUCAAAUUACAGGAAGAUGACCACACUCUUGCUGCUGAGGCCAGACAACAACACCAGUACCAGGCUGAGUUCAAGUACCAUGGUCGCAGGAAACUCAACAGGUGGAACAAAGGCGGUGUUGAGGCCGUUAUCUUUGAUGACGGGACAGACUGGGGAGAGGACAUGGAGCGGAGGGCCAGGGACAGGGUGGGGGUCACCGAGCUGCUGACCGCUCUGGACGAGAAGUACCGGCUACUGAGGGAGAGGCUGUUAGAGGAGAUGGUCAAGGUCAACAUUGGUGAGUUUCAGACUGAAAGUGAAGGAAACUGGCUGUCCCUGUCAGAGAGUGAAAGGCAGGAACAUGUGCUCCAGAUACAACUAAAGGCUGACCAGCUCUUCCAGAGCAAACAGCUAGAUCAGGCACCCACCCUGCCCGGCGGCGGACAGCCCCGUGACCAGAAUCUUUGGGCACUGAUGGGAGAGAUUUACGACGACCAGAAGAAGAGACAGGAGGACCAGAUGGAACAAACCAAGAGGUUUAUGGAGGAGGGGAGGUCUGAUGAGGAAAUUUAUCAGAUCCUGGAGAACAACUACAGAGACUUCAUCAGUGGGUCAACGACCACAGGUGACCUCCUGAGUGACCUCCAGCAGCGCUAUGAGCUAGAGAAGUCGACGCUGCUCGGUAAGCUGCAGGCGGACGGUAACCUGGUUCUGGGCGUGUCUGAGCGUAUCCUGGCGCUGGUGUACCUGAUGAGACAACACAGGUGUGCGAGGGACGAGGGCAACUUUGACACCGCCCUGCUCGCUACAGGGAUAGCAGAGAGGUUCCAGACAUACAGGGCUCAAAGGUAUGACAGUGACCGCAGCAGACAGGAACAGCUGGCAGCUGAGCGGCUGCGCCAGCGGAAGGGCAGGAGACAGGCGCAGGUGCCGGAGGAGGACCACGUCAAGAGCGGGAAGGGGCUGGGGGUCGUCGACCUGCAGCUGGCUGUGGGGAGGGAGGUGACCAGGAAACAGGCAGCAGAGAGAGAGGUUCUUAUCCAGCUGGUUCAAGGUCGGGAGGCGGCUCAUGCCAUCAAGACAGCGAGGAAGAUGAGCAGGGAACAGCGGGAGGAGAGGCUGAAGGAGCUGCGCAGGAAGAGGAACCAGUGGCGCGCACUACAUCUAUCUUUAUCAUAUCUCCUUUACGUUUGGAUUUCAAACAUGAUUUCCCAGGAAGCGGCAGGUCUGUACUGGGAGAGUCGUAGAGACACCCUGGGAGGCAGGAGUGUACAGGACAGCGUGGUGUCUGCCUCAGUGUUAGCAGAUGUGCAGCAGAAACAGGACAUGGAGUGGACCAACACACUUCUGGGCAUGCAGGGCAAGUCGGCUAAGGAGUUGAACCACCAGCGUAAGCAGGAGCAGCGUUCGUGUCGUGAGGAGUGGCUGGAUCAGCUGUCCGCCGUGGUGCUGGGCACGUUUGAGCUGUCCGACCAGGAGAAGGUGCUGUACACAGCUGUGGAGGAGAAGUACGACGCCCUCAGAGAGAAGUUGUUUGUGGUGUCCAUCCUGACCAACACCUCCUUACCUGAGGAGGAGAGACAACACGAGCUGGCCCGCAUGAAGGCUAAGGAACAGAACCUGAGACGGGAGGCCAACACUGAGGACAUGGCCGAGCUCUUAGGCCAACACUUCAAGACUCCUCCUGGGAUCAUGAAGCUAAUGGGAGAGCUGAGACUGUCGUUUGAGAAGCGGGUCUUCCGACACUUAAAGGACACUGGAAAGACUGCCGCAGAUCUUGAAGACAACUUUGACAUAGAAGAGCCCACCUACCCCGAGACGUCAGCCAACCCGCUGGCUGAGCUACACGAGAGGUUUGAGGAGGAGAUGGAGCUGAUCCUGACACUGCUACACGACAGCCAGGACAGUCACGACGCCAUCUAUCAGUCUGAGCUGGUAUGGCAGCGCAGGGAGAGACACAGGGUGGAGAAGGAGGGGAUGUUCAUCCCGGCAGCCCUCAUCGUGGGGCUGGCAGAGAGGAUACGGGCUUGGACCAGUGGCAGAUCUGUUGCAGACAAAGCGCGGUACCAGUCUGUGGCAGAGGAGCGGAUGAAUCACUUUGCGUACGAGAAGAACAACCUACAGGAAGAACUGAACGCAGAUGACCGAAGAGACCCAAACGAAGGUGACAUCGUCGGGUGGCAGCAGGUGGUGUUGCGAGCGCUGGACAACAAACACCUGGCGGAGAGACACCUGCUGCUGGGUCUCCUGGGAGACGAGACCAGCGAGGAGCUACGGGAGGUCGCCAGGGAGAUGGACAGUGACGAGAGGCGGAAGCGCCUGGUGGAGGUCAAGAUGAAGAAGAGGAAGUUUGACCUUGAGUCAGAAGCUUCAAGAGAUGAGAACUUCAGCAUUCUUGAAGAGGCCGCAGCUAUCAAAAGUGUCUCGAGAAAGUUCCGACUGGAGAACCAGCACCCUUCGCGGGAGAUCACCCAUCGCUACAUCACCACCACACUUCUGGCAGACCUGCACGAGGAACAGGACCUGGAGGCACAGGCUGUGUUCACUACACUCUCUUCUAAGUCUGAAGCUGAGCUGAGACGUCUGCGUGAACAGCAGACCAAGCUGCGGCAGUGGAACGCUGGAGACAAUGUGCUGAUCAUCCUCACCAGGUUCGAGGACAGCGGAGGCAGUGAUCUCAUGAGGAUACUCCAGAGGAAGCAUGAGAAGGAGCGUAAGGGUGGAACAGGUGAAUACAAGAAGGUCCUACAGGAAGCCGCCAUCGUGAAGUUACACAGCCGCAAGUCUUCCCUGGAGAAGGAGAAGGGAGUGUCUGUGUCCGAUGAUGAUGUGGUGGUGUCGGUUCUGAAGGACCUGUACCAUGAACAGGACAAGGAUCAGAAGAACGUCAUCGAACAGUCGGCAGUCAUGGGAGAGCCCACCCUGGCAGGGGUACAGAAGCAGUGUCUGGAGCUGCUGAAACAAGGACGCUCCGAGAAUGUCAGCGUCGUCGUUCUGGCGCCCGAGGUCACCAAGGAGGCGGGGCAGGACGAGUUGAUUGACGCGCUGGAAGGGAAGUACGACGCUCUGAGGGACAAGCUCAUUGCUGAAGCGCUCGCCAAACAGAUGGGAGAGGCCGAGUGGGCCCUGCUGUCAGAGCAGGAGCGGCAGGCCAGGCUCAUCAAGAUGAAACUGGAGCAGCGGAAACUGCGGCAGGAGGGUCGGCAGGAGGAGGCGGACGCCAUAUUGGCUCAACUCCUUAAAGACCAACAGAACCUUGAGAGUCUGAUGGGAGACACGAAGGCUGAGCAGGAGAGGAAGCUGAAGGAGCGGCUUGCCAGGAGGAGGAGGAGGCUGGAGGAGGGGAUGUCUGAGGAGGAGGCAGAGCAGCUGGAGCAGGAGGAGAUCAGGCAGGAGGAGGAGGAGGAGAAGAGGAAACAGCUGUCUGCAAACAUCCUGGCUGAUCUGGAGAAGAGAUAUGAGGAGGAAAAGGAAGCCCUAUUGGCCAGUUUAAAGACCGCAGACGCGCAGGUUGACAGCGAGAGGAAGCGGCAGGCAGAGCUGACCAGACUGAGGCUGGAACAGCGGCGAGCACGGCAGGAGGACAACUUUGAGGCGGCAGCAAUCGUGAUGGGACUGGCACAGUCAAGCGAAGCUGCAAAAGAGAAGGAGAGAGCCCGUCAGGAGCAGCUGGCCAGAGAGAGACUGGAGGAGAGGAGGAGGAGGAGGAAGGAGGGACAGGGGAGGGGGGAGCACACGGAGGAGGCAGUACCAGUACCGGAGGAUGAGGAGGAUGCUCUGGCCUGGCAGGAGGCGGUUGUCAGGGAGAUGGAGAAGAAACAUGCUGAGGAGAGGGAGAAACUGGUGGAGCUGCUGCAGACAGAGGGAUCGUCAGGCAGCUCAGGUCGCCAGAAGGCCCAGGCAGUGACAGAACAGGACAGACAGGACAGGCUGUUUGAGCUGGGUGAGAUCAGGAGAGACUGGAGGGAACAGAGCUCCGCUGAACUCUCGGAAACUCAGGACGAACAGGAGGAGAUAUUUGAGGAGUCCACAGCCCUGCGAGUGGAGUGCUGUCUGGUAGCCCUGCAGUCUGCUGAGGAGGGAAAGACGCUGAGCGAUGACGACAUUCACGUCUCACUGUUGGCUGAUCUACAGCAGCACCAGGACAAGGAGAGCCACUAUCUCUUACAGGACCUGGCUUCAAAGACCGUGGCCACACUAAAGCAGCUAAAGACGGUGCAGUACAGAGCACGUGCAGACAGGUGGUACGAUAACGUGGCGGCCGUACUGCUGACGGGCGGACGACCCAAGUCUCCGGAGGAGGGUGGUUCUGAAGGAGAACUGGUGAAGGCACUGGAGGACAAGUAUGAUGCCUUGAGGGACAAGCUCAUCAUGCAGGCUCUGAUUGACACCAUGGGUGAGGCUGAGUGGGCGGCCCUGUCAGAGAAGGAGAGACAGGCCCGCCUGGUGAAGAUGAAGCUACAGGAACGCCGGCUCAGACAGCAGGGCAAGUUUGACGAGGCCGCCGCUCUGUUAGGGGAGGGGAUCAAGAACCAAGAGGAGCUGGCCAGGCUGCUAGGAGAGGCCAGGGCGGACCAGAAGAAACAGCUGGAGGAGCGGUUGGCACGGCGACGGCAGCUGAAGGCUGAGAGAGAGGCCCAGGGACUCGCCACUGAUGAUGCCACACUGGAUGAGAUUCAAGAGGAGGAGGAGAAGAGGAAUCUUCCCAAGAACAUCCUGGCAGAACUUCAGAACAACUUUGAUGCGGAGAAAGAGGCUCUCCUGGCCAGUCUGCGUGGGCAAGACGAGAGGUUUGACUCUGAGAGGAAGCGGCAGUUGGAGCUCGCCCGUCUGCGCCGAGAACAGAAACGUCUGAACCAGGAGGACAAAUUCGACAGUGCCGCCAUCGUGUUCAGCAUUGCAAGGAGGAACGAAGCAGCAAAGGAAGCAAAUGUGGAGAAAGACAGAGAACGUCAGAAGCAGCUUGCCCAGGAGAGGCUGGCUGCCCGCAAGAAGAAGAAACAGGAACAAGCAGAUCUGACCAAUCGGGAGGCUCUGGAGGAACGUCUACGUCAGGAAGAGGAGGACCAAAGACUAGAGGAGGAAGAGGAGAAGACCAAGAUUGCAGAAGAAGGAGCAGUAGGUCUGCAGGUGGCUGUACUUACAGAGCUGGAGAAGAAGCACAGUGCAGAGAGAGACGUGCUGAUGCAGCUGGUACAGGCCGCCGAGGGUAACCAGGCAGGGAGGGCAGAGGUCAACAAGAUGGCUGACGAGGAACUGACGAGCAACUUGGAAAGCCUCCGCCACCAGCGCCAGGCGUGGCGACAGAGGGUAGCGGAAGGCGAAGAGGUCACCGAUGUCUCGGAACGAGCCAAGGUCCAGAGCGAGCAGAACCACUUCCUGGGGCAGGCCGUGCUCAUCGCCAUGGAAGGUAAAAGCAGAGAGCUGACUCCCCAGUCAGAAGGUAAGACACCAGAGGAGAUAACAGGCGAGGCCUCCGUGCUGCUCCUGGCAGAACUGCAGCAGAAACAAGAGGCAGAGGGGAACGCUCUCAACUCUGUGCUGUCUGGUUCACUGGAGGAAGACAUGUUGAAAAGCCUGAAGGACGAUCAGCGUAGAGCGCGUAGGGAAGGUUGGCUGGACAACCUGGCCGCCGUGGUGCUCGGACAAGCGAGCGACGCACAGGACAGGCCGGGCACUACGGACAGCACCAGUAGCCGGGAGGAGAAGGCCAUCAGUGGGCAGGAGGAGAAACAGAUGCAGGAGUUGGACGAUGAGCUGGAGCAACAGAAGCAGGAGCUCAUCAAGAAAGGGCAACUGGGUGAGGACAUCGAUGUGGAUGCAGCCAUGGCUGAACUAGAGAAGCAGUACAAGGCAAAGAAGGAGGCGCUAACCUCUGACAUGGCCCGUCAGCGUGCCCAGCUGAAGGAGCGGCUGGCGGCGCGGAAGGCGAAACGGGAGAACCAGAUGUACGAGGAGGACAUGGCGGCCGCCAUGAUCCAGCGCGCCUCCCAGCAGGCUGCACACCUCAGUCAGAUGGCUGCUGCUGACAAGGCCAAACAUGGAGACAAGCUGCAAGAGAGACUGGAAGCCAGGCGUGAGGCCAGGAGGCUGGCGGCAGAGGCCAAGAAAAAAGAAGAGGAGGAACAGAAGAGGAAGAAAUCUGAGAAGGGAGCCAUGCCUCCCGGAUUCUCCAUGCAGCGUGAGAAGACUGUCAUCAACGUGGACUUGUCCAAGGAGAAACAGAACGAGAUUCUGGAGUCACUCCGGUCAGACAAGGAGAAGGCUGAGAGAAAGCUUAUUAGGGAGAAAGAGCGUGCUUCUAUACAGGUCCAACACAAGCUGGAACAGCGCAGGAAGACGAGAGUCAGCGCUGCUCAGGAGGUCUUCACUCUGGGGGAGAGACAGAAGACCAUCCUAGAGAAGACACAACACGAGGACCGCCAGCGCCAGCUCACCAUGGUGAAGGAGCGUCUGGACAAGGUGAAGUACGAGCGCACCAUGACCAUCAAGGCACGGCAGCGCGCCAGCCAGGCCAAGUUCGAGGAGAUGCUCAACCCACAGGACGUGCAGCAGCUGUCCAGGGAUGAGAAGAUGAACCGUGCUGCUGAGGAGAUGAUGCGCAAGUUCCGCACAGAUGAGGCGGACGUAAAGUUAGGCGUGAAAAGUGUAACAUCCUCUGAAAAUCUGUUACGAGUUUCUUCAGUGGAUUCUGAUUCAGACACAGUGGCCUUUGCCCUGGACGACAGCGCAGACAGCGACUCUGUGAACAGCGGCGCGGAGGAAGGUGGGACCGCCGGCGAACAGGAAAGGCCGAAAACGCGGGGCAGGAUGACGGACGAGGAGAAGCGAAAGUUGAUGAAGGAACGCUUCCAGAAAAAAAAGGGGAGGAAGAGGACCCAAGAAGGGACUACAGAGGAGGGAUAAAUAGGAGCAAAGUAGUGCCUUGUAUGAUUGUUGUAUAGAUAUCAAACCAGUGUGGUAGACCUUUUUCUGCAAUAAACUAGUAGCCAGGAAUUAGUUUAACUAUUGAGUGCUUUUAAUUCUUUAAAGUAUGUGAAGAGAUUCGUAUAAAAUAAACUAUCCACCACUCAAAAUUCUGGACCAUAGCACUUCCAGAAUACUACACCUCAAUCUGUGACAUUCCAUUGCAGUACCGUAACAAAGCAAUAGGAGGCCUAGCCUGUUACCGAACUUGAUCUUUGUGUUUCCUACCUAAACCAAAUAUAAUGAAAAUUCAUCCACAAAUCCAUGUUGUUUACAAACACACAAACAAGCAAACAAACACACAAACAAACAUGCAUGCUCCUCUGCAGCACCAUAGAAAGCUUUCUUAAUGCAAGUUAUCAAACUUUUAAAAAUCUUUUUCUACCAGAUACCUAGCAAAUAUCAUGAUGGUACAUCAACAGCUUCUUGAAUUAUGCACACAUAGGUAAAUCCAUGGCCACUCCACUUUAGCAUAACUGAAAACACAACCUUCCUUGGUGAAGGUAAUGAUGAGAAUACGAGCGAUCGCUGUUGUUGUUUAUAUCUGGGGUAAUGGACGGUUGGUGCCUACCAGGACGUCAGCAGAUUGGAUUGAAAUUUGACAUUUAAAUUAGCAGAUCAAAUUACUGGUUAAUACGUAAAUCACGCUUUUGCCAAACACCUGCUUUUUGCCUACCAAUGCGUCAUCACGAUCGCUCGUAUUGGCAUGGUAGAUUUGAACUAGAUGAUGCAAUGUAAGUUGAUGUCCAACUGCACUCAGAGACAACCAUGUGACAUUGUUAUCCAAAAAUGUGCAAAGGACACAAAGAAGAAUCAAAUGCGAGAUAAGAGAGCUGUAUACUGAAACAAGGAAGCUACUCAAUAAAGUUUAUUAGAUUUAAUGGGAUGAUAAUUUUUCAAAUGGUUGCUAAGAAACAAUAAAUGUCUUCACCACUUUGCCUAAGGAUUGCUGUAUUGCUUUCAUAUGUAUACAUCUAUAUUUUAUAUUUAAGCAUUAGGAUAAGCUGUUGAAUCAUGUACGGAUAUUAGAGACGCACAAGAAUUAGAAGGUAUGAGGACACUGGUGCAACACAAUUAUUAACUAUGCAAUUAUUGACAGAAACAUAGAGAUGUGACAUUAUUAACAUUGCUCGAAAGACAAUGUGAAAAGGAUCAUAUUCUGCUUGUGUCAUAUGUGUUCACAAACCAACCAAGUUUUUAGUAUACAAUAGUCUUUUUUAAUGCAUAAACAUAUAUAGUAGUAUUAUGUGCCUUGCAUUGUUUCAGAAGAUGUAAAUUUUUCAAAAUGCAUUUUUUUACCAAUGGCCCUUACUAUUUGUAUAAUAUUAUGAAUGGAUGGAAAGAGCAGGCACUCAAAAAUGGUUCAGGAUGUAAAAAUCUCUAUAUUCUACAAGAACUUUUUCAAUAUCAAAGAUUUGAGGCCUUGGAGUGAUUCUAUCCCUUUUAUGGUUUUGUCUUACGGCUCACGCUUUUGAAUUUUCACCAUGUAUUGUCUUUUGCACAUUAAAAACCCAUCACAUUUGUAUAUUUC
Messenger RNA from Branchiostoma floridae (Florida lancelet), 9023 nucleotides. RefSeq names its product trichohyalin-like. The record is from RefSeq and is a predicted model, not a curated record. NCBI's taxonomy places the organism in Eukaryota, Metazoa, Chordata, Leptocardii, Amphioxiformes, Branchiostomatidae.